Molecule: messenger RNA, 642 nt
Organism: Trichobilharzia regenti
Lineage: Eukaryota; Metazoa; Platyhelminthes; Trematoda; Strigeidida; Schistosomatidae
Source: the annotation of a GenBank genome assembly
AUGAGAAAGACAAUCACUGAAGCUAGAAGAAUUGGUUCCCUAUACAAGUUUUCUAAACCUUUACAAAAACAUAAUAAUCUGACAAAUAACUUUGAAUCCACAUGUUUCGCUGAGAAUAAUGGACAAGCACCAGAAAUUAUUGAGUUUCCUGUUGUCAGUUUUGUAAGACCUACAGAGAAUCCUGAAUUAAGUGUGUUCUGUUCUAAUUUAACUGGUAUUCAACAGUCUGAUGUAGAGAAUGCGCCUACUUUGGGAGUUGUUUUAAAGAAGUUUGAAAUUUGGCUUCGAAGAACUAAAGAGACUUUGGGAUGUUCUUUCAAGGGUCAACCAACAACGACAGCUAUUUUCGUCACUUGGACUGAUUGGGAUAUAAGUAUUUGUUUAUGGGAUGAAUGUCGACGGAAAAAGCUUCCAUUACCUGGUGAUAUGCUGAAUCGUAUUGAUCUGAAGGCUAUAUUUCAACAAUGGCUUGGCUCUCAUAAAGUUGCACAGAAUUGGCGGGGUGGUCUAAAAGAUGCACUUCACUUGGUUGGAUUGCGUUUUGAAGGUCGCCCGCAUAGAGGGAUUGAUGAUGCUAAGAAUACAGCUCGACUGCUGCUUCAUCUGCUUUCAAAAAAUAUUCUUGACUUAACAACUUCAUGA